AUGGAUGAAGUCAAACAGGCUGUUUUUGAAUUAGGUGGGGAGAAAGGUCCUGGACCGGAUGGUUUUCCUAUCCAGUUCUUUAAGCAAUUCUGGCAAUCGACUAAGUUGGAUCUUUUUCGGCUUUGCGAGGACUUUUAUUCGGGAAUCUUGGCCAACCGAUUAAGUAAGGUCUUGAAUGAUCUGGUGGAUCUGGAGCAGUCUGCGUUUGUGAAGGGUCGAUGUAUAUUGGAUAACAUUGCCACGGAGGAAGGAUUAAUUUUUAGCAUGCGUAAACAUAGACUUUCAGGACAUAUUCUGAAGGUGGACUUUGCAAAAAGCUUUUUGAUACGAUGA
Molecule: messenger RNA, 333 nt
Organism: Dioscorea cayenensis subsp. rotundata (Guinea yam)
Lineage: Eukaryota; Viridiplantae; Streptophyta; Magnoliopsida; Dioscoreales; Dioscoreaceae
Exons: 2
Coding region: 1-333 (110 amino acids)
Source: RefSeq, a predicted model, not a curated record